GUAGUUUAUAUGGCUGUGGCGCUGUAUGGAUCAGUUUUAGCUUUCAGUGCUGUCACUGAUCUGCCACUGCAGACAUCAAUUGUAUCACUGGGAGUUGUUUGCACUUUAUAUUGUUUCCUGGGUGGUUUGAAGGCUGUUUUGUGGACUGACGUUUUUCAAGCUUGUCUUAUGUUUAUCUGCGUAUUGUCUAUUUUCAUAACUGGAAUUGAAGAAGGUGGAGGUCUAUCAAAAGUUUAUGAAACAGCAAGAGCAGGUCAUAGACUUGAUAACAUAUUCAAUCCUCGCCUGGAUUUUCUAGAACGAUUCAACUUUUGGAGUUGUAUUUUACGUGGAUUCAUUGCAGGAAUUGUUACUUAUGGAACGAAUCAACUUGAAGUGCAGAGAAUACUGAGUAUGAGCGAUGUUAAAAGAGCAAAAUCAGUACUUCGCCUGAGUUCAUUACCACAAAUUCUGUUGUUUGCAAUUUGCUUGCUUUGUGGAAUUGUAUUGUAUGGGAUUUACCAUGAUUGUGAUCCAGUAUUGAAUAAGAAAUACUCAGGACUGACGAAGCAUGAUCAAAUGAUACCUGCCUACAUUGUGAACAAAUUCAGCAAUAUCCCUGGCAUGACUGGACUCUGCAUAGCUGGAAUAUUCAGUGCUUCACUGAGCACAAUAUCUUCAGCGUUGAACUGUGCCUCUACUAUAACAGUUGUAGAUUUCAUAAAACCUAUUUUCAAAUCUGGACAAAUUUCCGACCUAAAAACUGUGUGGUUAGCAAAAGUUUUGUCUCUUAUGUAUGGCGUAAUUUGCAUCGGUCUCAGCUUCUGUUUCUUGGAUAUACAAAGUCUUAAACGUCUUUCGUUUGUUGUGAUUUCUGCAGGAGACGGUCCAAUUUUGGCUAUCUUUUUGGUUGGUGUUCUAACAAGAAAAGCCGGUGAUAAACUCAUAUCAUUUGCCUUUAUUUUCGGUAUUACAAUAAUUUCCUGGAUUUCCUUUGGUUCACUGUUUUCCAAAUAUCAUCAACCAUUUUUGCCUCUAAGUACCAGUGGUUGCACAUCGACUGAAAACGUAACAACUUCAUUUAACUCGUCAACGAUUAUGACUCCGACAACAAAUUCCAAGGAAAUAUUCAUCCUAUAUAAAAUUGCGCACAUGUGGUAUCCCACGUUUGGAUUUAUACUCACUUCAGUCGUUAUAUUUAUUUCUGUUUUAGCUACAGGAUGGAAGAAGAAUGUGAUUCCAGCUGAUUCAAAGUGUUUAAGUCCUAUUCUAUGGAAGAAAUCGAAGCCACAAAAUGCCUGAAAUAAAAGAAGGGAAUUGAAUUGAAGGGAAAUGAACAUCACGUCACAUUUUCUCGAACUAAUUAGGUUACAUCAUGCCGUAGAGGAUGAUAUACAAAUCAAACUUUUAUUAAACCUUUGUGUAUUAUUGUGUAACAAGAUACAUAAUUACAUAUCGAAGCAUUUUGAAGAAGAGAAAAGACCCCUGAAAUCGUAACAUUUAACAAAGUUAUUCUACAGUAUCAAUACAUUAUGUUGAACUAUAUCGUUCAACCACUAUAAACAGAGACACUGAGCCAAGAUUCUGUUAUAUUGAACUAUAUUUUCCUUUAAACGAGCAAGGAGAGAUAGAAAUCUCCCAUAUAUCAACGAUGUCUCAAAAAUGUUGAUGUUACUCAGUGUUAUGAUUUAACAAAAGAAAAAAUUUUUUAAACAUUGAUUAAUAAAUUACUUUUAUAUCGAAAAGCACUUCAACACACUUUAAAAUUGCAAUUUUGGAAUAAAAUAAAAUAUAUUUGAUUUUUU
This is a messenger RNA of Parasteatoda tepidariorum (common house spider), 1784 nucleotides long. The record is from RefSeq and is a predicted model, not a curated record. NCBI's taxonomy places the organism in Eukaryota, Metazoa, Arthropoda, Arachnida, Araneae, Theridiidae.